AUGUCCUCAUUUUCAGAUAAUCAGCAACCGUCAUCAUCUCAGUUCUACCCACCACAAUCAGCACAGCCAUAUAACUCAAUAUUUGGCGGCCCUAGCAGCGAUGCUGAUCCACCGCCAUCUUCUCUGCCGGAGCCUAUCCGGAGGUCUCGAGGAUCACUAUUCGGUGGUCCGAGCGGACUGGAUGUCAUUACCGAGCAGGAAAAUGUCUCUAGCUCCAUGAAUGUGGGUGAGGUCGAGAGUGAAGAAGAUGACUUUGGCGUGAUCUUGCGCGAGAGACCGUUGGACGCCUAUUACGGAUCUGAUGGAGACAGCUUUCGAGGAGACGACAGAGGCAAGGAUGAAGAUGGUGGCCAGAGACAGCCGGAAUCAGACUCCGGUCCCCAGUGGAAGGGCAAACAGCCGAUGUUGCCAUCCUCGCCUGUGGAGAUAAGAUCUGCACCAGUGGCUACGACAUAUGUACUUGAUCGUGGCCUUGAUCUGCCUGCUCACGCGGAGCGUCCGAAUCGCUGGGAUGGGCCCCGGUCUACGUACAGACGGCUUACUGCAGAUGAACGGGGAGCCUAUGAAGGAAUAGUCACCAACCGAGCUAGAGACCUCGCGGCUCAUCUAUACAAUGCUUAUACCACUCGCACUCAACGCAAUCAGGCUCAGGGCGCGCCUCAAGAUCCCCAGGGACCUGAUGGGCAAGAGCGAAUCUUCCCUCCCAGACGCUGGGUUGCUUGGCCGAGGCCUGCUACUUAUGUACCGCGCCCGGAUGAGACAAUCCACCGGCAGCUUGAUGGACCUGAUUCAAUACGGAUGCCGCCUGAUUUGCGUCCUAGCUCAGCUCUUGAAGAGUCUAUCAUUGCAACUAUGAUGAAACAUGCCAAGGAAACUUUUAUGGCACGCGAACGGGACCUGGAAGAGGUGAAGAGCAAUCGUGUGAGGAGGGAGGAUGACCCCGACGGUAUGAAAGAUGAAGAUAUGAAGGAUUACGACGACGAGAAGGAUGAAGAUCCUCGUCCAGAUGCAGUGCCGCUUCAACCAGUUGUCCAAGCCGAUGACGGUGCAUCGAGACAACAACUACGUCCGCUAUCUCGAAAUGUUAUCACAGAGGUGGACCGCCUUUUAAUGGGACUGCAUCAUUCUGUGAAGAGUCGCUUCCACGACGACGACUCCGGCAGCGACUCCGAAGGCGAAAUAGACGAUACGGACUACGACGAGACAUCCCGAUCGCGAUCCAGACCAGCGAGUGGGAGCAGAAGCCGGUCACGCGGCCGUAAACGGGUUCGUCGGCAUUCAACUCAUUCACAAACGUCAAGCCAUCGCUCUAGAAGCAUGCGAUCGUCUACUGCAGCAAGUACUCAGGAGGGAAAUGUGCGCAGUACUUCUCGAUCUAGGGGACGGUCUCGUACCUCUCGAGGCAGCAGUGAUCUUUCCAUGAAAUACAGGCUCGGUCUGCGCGACUGGAGCGAGGUCAUGGGCCUUGCUGCUAUGAUGGGACUCCCAGAUUCAGCGGUGAUGCGUGCUUCGAAACGAUGUGCCGACCUCUUUGAACAAGACAUGACAUUCCGGACCUUCCACGAGGGCCGAUUCCAAAAAAUCCCUCGUCUGCAGGAAUCCUCUCGAUCUGGCUUGGAAUGGGAGUACUGUGAAAGCGAAUCCGACGCAGAGAUCCUGCCUGAACCAGAGCGGCUGAGCCCACCACCAGGCCCAGCUCCUGUUCCAGGACCAUCACCUCGUAAGCGCAAAUCCAAACCUAGGGUACGGUCACGGUCGCAAUCUCAAUCACGACGACAUCGCUCUACUUCGGCUGCCGCUCCGAUAGCCUCGACUGUCGCGGUCGAGAUACCAAACUCUGUUCCUGUUCCUACUCUUGAGAAUCAUGUUGAUUCCGAGAGCCAACCCCCGCCACCUCAAGCAUCACAAGCGCAACAAUUGCUACAAGCGCCCAGAGGCAAAGGCGAACAUCGUAAAGCCGAUCUUGUCUGCCCUAUCAAACGAUGUUCGCGGCAUACGAAUGGGUUCUCGCGGACGUGGAAUCUAAAUUUGCAUAUGAAACGGGUGCAUCCUGGGUAUACACCGAGUGAUCGUGAGCGAUCUCGAUCUCAGAGUACGGCUGGAGGGGUUGAAUUGAUUGAGAUUGACUAG
Messenger RNA from Penicillium cataractarum, 2130 nucleotides. RefSeq lists its product as uncharacterized. The record is from RefSeq and is a predicted model, not a curated record. Lineage: Eukaryota; Fungi; Ascomycota; Eurotiomycetes; Eurotiales; Aspergillaceae. The transcript has a single exon. The coding region runs from base 1 to 2130 and encodes 709 amino acids.